This is a messenger RNA of Lactuca virosa, 2070 nucleotides long. The record is from the annotation of a GenBank genome assembly. NCBI's taxonomy places the organism in Eukaryota, Viridiplantae, Streptophyta, Magnoliopsida, Asterales, Asteraceae.
AACUCCGAUCCUACCAGAUCUAACGUCUCAGGAUAUUCGCCUAACCAUGGCGCAUGGUAGCAUCCACCACUGUGGAAAGUGAAUUUGCGAAGUAUCCACUACAAGAUCCAACACCAAUCAAAGAUCUCGUUCUCUCUCUCACACACUUACGCUAAAAACCAAAACUUCCCUGCCGAAUUCGGCAUGCUAACUUCUGACGUUUGAUCGGCGGGAUUCGAGAUAGAUUUGAGUCGUUGCUUUAGGCUUCUGUGGUUGAAAGUGUAAGGAUAGAGCGAGUCUGAUUUGACUGAUGUGGGAGAUGGAACCGAAGGGAAUCUCAUUGGGCAGAGGUGGAGUUGGAGGAGUUAACUUUGGGAAGACUGGGGAUGGGUUUAUUGAUCGCAGUAAAGUGAGAAUUUUACUUUGUGACAAUGAUUCGAAGGGUUCAGGAGAGGUUUUUACUCUUCUUCGUAAAUGUUCCUAUCAAGUGAUUUCAGUGAAAUCACCGAGGCAGGUGAUUGAUGCUCUGAAUGCUGAAGGACCCAACAUCGAUCUCAUUCUUUCUGAAGUCGAUCUUCCUAUGGCCAAAGGCUUGAAGAUGUUAAAAUACAUCAUGAGAAAAGAGUUGCAACGCAUUCCUGUGAUCAUGAUGUCUGCACAGGACGAAGUUACCCUUGUUGUCAAAUGUUUGAGACUUGGAGCAGCUGAUUAUCUUGUGAAGCCUUUAAGGACAAAUGAGCUCUUGAAUUUGUGGACACACAUGUGGAGAAGAAGGCGAAUGCUUGGUUUGUCUGAGAAGAAGCUCAUGAACUGUGAAUUUGAUGUGGUACCUUCAGACCAUAGUGAUGUUAACACAAACAGUACUGUAUUUUCUGAUGAUACAGAUGAAAAGCCACGAAAGAGUGCCAAUCUAGAGAUGUCUGUAUCAAUCCAUCGUGCAAACGAGAUUAAUGUGAUAUUAGCUCCUGGCCAUGCUGAUAAACAACUUAUUAGUUUAUUAAAUAAUCAGUCUAAUCUACCAGAAACCAAAGGCCAUCAACAAGGGGAAGUUAUGUGUGGUCCAAAGAAGAGUGAACUAAAGAUAGGCCAAUCUUCAGCAUUUCUUACAUAUGUCAAAUCAAGCAUAUUUACAAAAACUGCUCCAGUGGCAUCAAGAAUUGACAAAGUAUCUGGUGGAGAAGUGGAUCAAAAUGUUAGGCCAUGUGAUGGAGGAAAUGUUUCUCAAAUAGAAGACUUUCAUGGCAGUUCUGUGUCACCGGACGAGUCAUCUACACCUCCUCUAGAGUUUCCCAAAGCACAAAUAGAAGAAGGGUAUAAUCGUCAUUCUGGUUAUCCGUAUUACCUUCAUGGUGCAAAUGCGAUGAAUCAGGUUAUGAUGCCACCACCAUCAUCAGCAGAAGCAGCAAUGUAUCAUGUUCCACAUUAUCAUCAUCAUCAGAUGCCUGGGAUGACAUCAUAUCCGUACUACCCGGUUAAUCUUUGUGUACAACCACCACCGGGGCAGGGGCAGAAUGAGGGGAAAAUGGAUAGAAGAGAAGCAGCUUUGGUGAAGUUCAGGCAGAAGAGGAAAGAACGUUGCUAUGAUAAGAAAAUAAGGUAUGUGAAUAGGAAAAAAUUAGCUGAGAGAAGGCCUCGUGUCAGGGGACAAUUUGUGAGAAAGGUUAAUGGGAUAGAUGUGGAUCUGAAUGGGCAUCCUACAUCCACUACUCAUAUUCAUGAAUCAUGAUGAUGAUGAUGAUGAUGAUUGUUCUCCUCAAUGACUCUGGUAACAAAACAAAGAUCACCACUGGAAAUUUGUGGUGAUGACUGUUUCAGCAACAAUUCUUGAUUGGAAUAUAUAUAUGUCAGUCAGCUUCUGGUAUUUAUUAAUGAUUGUCAAUCUGAGGAAAGGAAGCCAGCAUUCUUGCACUUGUGUUGUACAAACAAAAGGGAAGCUACAAAUGGUAAAUUAAAGAUGGAGGAGGAAUCUCUACUCAUUUCAGACAUGCCUUUCCUUUUUGGAUGUUAUUAUGUACAUUUAUUUUGGUUAGGUAGCACUAACCUGUAAAAAAAUUAUAAUUUGUUUGAGGUUUAUUGAAAUAUACUUGCGUC